GGACUUUGAGCGUCUGAUAUCCGACACCUGGCUGAGCGCUCCAGAAUGCCAGCAGGUCCCGGUCCCUCAGUGCGACCUGACCCUGGACCUGCGUUCUGACUCAGACUACAUCCUGGGGGUCCGGGCUGAGUGUGGCUCGCAGCUCUCCAACUGGUCCAACGUCCUGUUCAACAGGAGAAACACCACUCUGAUGCCUCCUGACAUCCAGGUGUUGAUGACGGGCGACGCCCUCCAGGUGUCAAUCAAAAAACCUCCGACCUCCAGUGGCAGAGUGACGGUGUGGAGGAGAGACCAGGAGCAGCAGCCUGUCACUCACAACAUGGCAGACGAACAGGAAGUGCUGCACAUCGCCUCGCUGCAGGAAGGGGCGGAGUACUGCGUCAAGGCCCAGGUGGUCCUGCACACAGGGGAACAGAGUGACUUUACUGACACCCACUGUGUGGUAAUCACAG
Austrofundulus limnaeus is the source of this 452-nucleotide messenger RNA. RefSeq names its product interleukin-20 receptor subunit beta. Gene Ontology annotation, cellular component: plasma membrane. Gene Ontology annotation, biological process: cytokine-mediated signaling pathway. Gene Ontology annotation, molecular function: cytokine receptor activity; interleukin-20 binding. The record is from RefSeq and is a predicted model, not a curated record. NCBI's taxonomy places the organism in Eukaryota, Metazoa, Chordata, Actinopteri, Cyprinodontiformes, Rivulidae.